GAAACUCGUUAAUAUUGGAAAAGGACGUCUAAGACGGAAUUGGAAUUUGCAUUAACAAACAAACGGGCUUUUUUUAUUCUUAUUUUUGUUUUGCUGAAUCUCGUCACUGUAUUUAUAAUAUUUUGUGAUUUUAUUAUUUGAAUAAACUUUUGGUUUCUUUUCUUUUCGGCUCUUUUGUUUCGUUCCUUCUUUUCUUUUCUUUUUUUGUUUUUAUUUAUUUAUUUAUUUAUCUAUCUAUCUUUUUCUAUCUAUUUGUCUGUCUAUCCAACUAUCCAAGCUUUGUUGCUUACUUCUUUUGGUUGCUAAAGAGCUUGCAUUCAUUUUCAUGGUCAGACCUGCUAUUAUUUUAAGCGUUGGAUAUGCCAAUCAUAUUCCGUUGUACGUAGAUGCAAUCGUCAAAGCAGGCGGUACUCCGAUUAUCGUUUAUCCCGGUUUGCCCAAAAGCAAGAUCCCUAGUCAGGUAGACGGAGUCAUAUUAGCCGGUGGAGAUUCUGUUCAUCCUAGUCGAUAUGGCGAAGACUUUAAGCGAAAUGCACCAGUCACGAUGGAUUUGGAUAGAGAUGACUUGGAAUGGGCCAUUGUCGAUUUCGCCGUGAAGCUUCAUCUUCCCAUUUUGGGCAUCUGCCGUGGUUGUCAAUUGCUGAAUGUAUAUUUCGGUGGUUCCUUGCAUCAACAAGUUUCCCAUGAGGGCUACUCGAAUGUUCAUCGUCCUCAGAAAGAAAAGGACCACUUGGCUCAUGCGGUGAUCGCUCGCUCUGGUCAUAUGUUGUCAAUUUUGGGAUCAAAACCAGUCUUCGUGAACAGCAUCCACGAUCAAGGGAUUCAUACCGUUGGCAGGGGUCUCAAACCAACCGUUUUUGCCGAAGACAGUCUUUGCGAGGGUAUUGAAUCCGUUGAUGGUGAUAUUCUUGGCGUACAAUGGCACCCUGAAGCUAUUCUCGAAAAACAGUCUCAUGCUCCUUCUGUAUUUCGGUAUAUUGUCGAACUCGCGAAAAGCAAAAUGAUUCAAAGAUCAACUAUAUCUAAUGUUUUGCCCAGUUGCUCUCCCCUUGUUCCUAAAUCCAGUGCCAUACGUACUGGUCCAUAGCUUCUUCGGGUUGCCUUCUUUUGUAUCCUUGUUUCCACCUAUCACGAUUCCAUCCUUUUCUUGUAAAUACUGAUCCCUUUCAUUUUAUUUAUUGAUUCCUCUGGCAAGGAAAUUCUGGAGUUUUUAUUCUAAUGCCAUUCUGUCGAGAAUGUGUUAUUAUGCGGUCUUUAUUGUUAAAUUAGAAAAUAGAAAGUUUUAUGUUGUUUAUUUUCAUUUUAAUUGUACUUUGCGUUUCUAG
Molecule: messenger RNA, 1325 nt
Organism: Schizosaccharomyces octosporus yFS286
Lineage: Eukaryota; Fungi; Ascomycota; Schizosaccharomycetes; Schizosaccharomycetales; Schizosaccharomycetaceae
Product: peptidase family C26 protein
Exons: 1
Coding region: 326-1087 (253 amino acids)
Cellular component (GO): cytosol
Molecular function (GO): hydrolase activity, acting on carbon-nitrogen (but not peptide) bonds, in linear amides
Source: RefSeq, a predicted model, not a curated record